AUGGCCUCCGGGCAGGACUCGUCGGGCACCACGCUGAUGGAUCUCAUCACCUCGGAUCCGUCGGCCACCUCGACUGCCGGGGCGUCGUCGCAGCAGCAGUCCUCCUCGGGCGUCGGCAGCGUUGGCGGCUCCCUGUUGGGGAAGCCCGUGGCGCCGCCGGCGGAUCGCAAGUCGAAGAAGGGGACGCUGACGCAGAUCCAGAACGAGACCAUAUCCGCUGCCAAGGCGCUUAACCCCGUCAAGCCCGUCUCCUACGCGCAGCUGGCCCGGAGCAUCCACGAGCUCGCCGCGACGUGCGACCAGAAAAGUUCCCAGAGGCAGCUUGUAAACAGUGUGUUCCCCAAGCUUGCUGUGUACAAUUCCGUGGAUCCUUCGGUGGCUCCAUCUCUUCUCAUGCUCCAUCAGCAAUGCGAGGACAGAAAUGUUCUGCGCUAUGUAUACUACUAUCUGGCCCGUAUACUGUCAGAUAAUGGUUCCCAGGGUUUAAGUGCUGCUGGUGGCAUACCCACACCCAAUUGGGACGCUCUUGCGGACAUUGAUGCUGUCGGGGGAGUGACACGAGCAGACGUUGUACCGAGAAUAGUUGAUCAGCUUUCAGCGGAAUCCUCCAGUGACGAUGUUGAGUUUCAUGCACGGAGACUUGCUGCUCUGAAGGCCCUUACCUCCUGUUCCACUAGCAGUUCUGAGAUGAUGGAAAAGCUAAAUGAAAUUGUGUUUGGCACCUUGGAAAAGGUAGCAGAUACUAAACAAAAACGGAAGAAGGGUAUUUUUACUAAGCAAGGUGGUGAUAAGGAGUCUAUCAUACGUGGUAAUUUGCAAUAUGCUUCUCUGAGUGCACUGAGAAGGCUUCCACUUGAUCCCGGUAAUCAAGCAUUCCUCCACCGAGCUGUGCAAGGGAUUGAAUUUUCUGACCCAGUUGCAGUCAGACAUGCAUUGUCAAUAAUAUCUGAAAUUGCUGCAAAAGAUCCAUACUCUGUUGCAAUGGCAUUGGGCAAAAGUGCACAACCCGGUGGAGCUCUUCAGGACAUUCUUCAUUUGCAUGAUGUCCUUGCCAGGGUUUACCUUGCAAAGUUGUGUCAUUCAAUAUCCAGAGCACGCGUAUUGGAUCAGAGGCCUGACAUAAAGUCACAGUACAGUUCCCUCCUUUAUCAACUUCUUCUGGAUCCCAGUGACAGGGUCUGUUUUGAGGCCAUAAAUUGUGUGUUGGGAAAAGGUGACAACACAGAAAGCACGGAGGACAGAGCUGGUGGAUGGAUUCGGUUAACUAGAGAAAUUCUCAAAUUGCCAGAGGCCCCCUCUGUAGCAUCAAAGGGUGUUCUGUCAAAAUCUAGUGAAAAAUCUUCAAAAGCAAGGCGCCCUCAGCCUCUCAUCAAACUUGUAAUGAGAAGAUUGGAGAGCUCAUUCCGUAGCUUCUCUCGUCCGGUUCUUCAUGCUGCUGCAAGAGUAGUUCAGGAAAUGGGCAAAAGUAGAGCAGCUGCAUUUGCUUUAGGUGCAUAUGAUGAGGGGGCCAGUCUUGAUGUUGAAUCUCUUGAUUCUGAUCUUGAGAAUCCAAUGGCUGAAGCUACCCGAAAGCCUAAUCCGCUAUCCAAUGGUCAUGGUGGAAUGGACACAAUAGCAGGAUUAUUAGCAUCACUAAUGGAAGUUGUGCGGACAACAGUAGCAUGCGAGUGUGUAUAUGUUCGAGCAAUGGUCAUCAAAGCUUUGAUAUGGAUGCAAAAUCCACAUGAAUCUUUUGAAGAACUAAAAUCUAUCAUUGCAUGUGAGCUGUCUGACCCAGCCUGGCCUUCCUCUCUCCUGAAUGAUGUCCUACUAACCUUACAUGCUAGGUUCAAGGCAACCCCUGAUAUGGCUGUGACUCUGCUUGAGAUUGCAAGAAUUUUUGCCACUAAAGUUCCUGGAAAGAUUGAUGCUGAUGUUCUACAGUUGUUAUGGAAGACAUGCCUUGUAGGAGCAGGACCAGAUGGGAAACAUACAGCCUUGGAAGCUGUGACUAUAGUUCUUGAUCUGCCACCACCACAGCCUGGUUCAAUGUCUGGACUCACUUCUGUUGAUAUGGUAUCUGCCUCUGAUCCAAAAUCUGCAAUGGCACUCCAAAGAUUAGUUCAAGCUGCUCUCCGUAAUCCUACACUUGCUAGCGCUCUGACGAGGCUUCAAAGGUGUGCAUUUAGUGGAAGCUGGGAGAUCCGUAUUGCUGCUGUCCAAGCCCUAACUACCAUUGCAAUAAGGUCUGGUGAACCUUAUAGACUGCAGAUAUAUGAAUUUCUUCAUGCUUUGGCUCUUGGGGGUGUGCAGUCAAACUUUUCAGAAUUGCAGCUAAGUAAUGGGGAAAAUCAAGGUGCCAGUGGUACUGGUCUUGGAUCUUUAAUAAGCCCAAUGCUUAAGGUCCUAGAUGAAAUGUAUAGAGCUCAAGAUGAUCUUGCCAGAGAUAUUCGCCAGCAUGAUAAUAGCAAACAGGAAUGGAGUGAUGAGGAACUUAAGAAACUUUAUGAAACCCAUGAGAGGCUUCUUGAUUUUGUUUCCUUAUUCUGUUUUGUUCCAAGGGCUAAAUACUUGCCCCUUGGUCCUACCAGUGCCAAACUAAUUGAGAUCUACCGCAACCGUCAUAACAUAAGUGCAUCUGGUGGUCUAAGUGAUCCUGCUGUUGCCACUGGAAUAUCUGAUCUUAUGUAUGAGUCCAAAGUAGCACAAAAAGAGACCAAUACUGUCCAGUCUGGGAUCGAUCCCGAUCUGGCAAUGGCCUGGGCAGCAGGUUUGGAAGACGAUGUUUGGGCAAACAAUGCUCCAGCUGUGGAUAAAGUAAAGGACUUCCUUGCCGGUGCUGGAACUGAUGCUCCUGAUGUGGAUGAUGAGGAAUACAUGAACUCGAGGCCAUCAGUCGGCUAUGAUGAUAUGUGGGCUAAGACAAUUCUUGAAACAUACGACGCAGAGGAAGAUGAUGGUAGGUACUCUGGUGGAUCCUCUCCCGAAUCAACUGGUUCUGUUGAAACCUCCAUAUCGUCCCAUUUUGGAGGCAUGAACUAUCCAUCACUGUUUAGUUCAAAACCGUCAAGCCAUGGGGCCACACAACAAACGAUACGUGAAGAACCACCUUCAUAUUCGACGUCAGUACUACAGAGGAAGGAGUCAUUAGAAAAUCCCCUUUCAGGGCGUGGAGGACGAAGUUUCGGAUCCCAUGAGGAUGAAGAUAAGAGUUCUGGUAACCCUCAGUCUGGGAAAGCUUUGUAUGACUUCACAGCAGGUGGUGAUGAUGAGCUGAGUUUAAUCACUGGAGAAGAAGUGGAAAUUGAAUAUGAGGUCGAUGGUUGGUAUUAUGUGAAGAAAAGGAGGCCUGGAAGGGAUGGAAAGAUGGCAGGUCUGGUUCCUGUUCUAUAUGUGAGUUCAUGA
Miscanthus lutarioriparius is the source of this 3384-nucleotide messenger RNA. NCBI's taxonomy places the organism in Eukaryota, Viridiplantae, Streptophyta, Magnoliopsida, Poales, Poaceae. The record is from the annotation of a GenBank genome assembly.